AUGCCUGAGGCCGUCCACCGCGAUGGCCGAGCCGGUGGACUGGCUUCCGGGCUAUUGGCCCUGGCUACGUUCGCCUUCCAAUCCAGCAUUACGCUUUACAGCACUGUCCAGAGUUUUCGAGACCAUCCCAAACGUGUGCGCGAUCUCAUUGACGAGCUUGAAGCUUUGAGCGGAGUCUUAGGCCCACUUACGGAGACGGUCAGUGCCGUCCAUACUGUCGACCUCUCAGCGCUCGAUCGACCGUUGCUGCGAUGCGGCCAUGCCUGUGCAGAGUUCAAUCAGGAACUCAUGAAAUGCGUGUCGCAGUCCGGGGACUCAGACGACCUUUCGGGGUGGGCUAAACUCAAGUACAUGGGUGAUGAUAUCGACGGAUUUAGGCGGUUGUUAUCCGGCUACAAGUCGACAAUCACUAUUGCCCUCACUGACGCCAAUCUCCGCGUAUGCUCUGCCACCGCCGAGACCAUUCGAAGCUACAAAGACCUUGUCGAGACAGCGCACAGUGACCUCCGGGCUCACCUCGAAAGUAUCGACGAGAAAAUAGGUGUCUUUCUCGCAGACGCCAUAUCGGAGACCGGCUCAGGCGCGCCAGAAUUGCAAACCAUGCAGGAAGAGCGAUUGAGCACGCAGCGAUGCCUUGAAAUUUGUGACCAACUGUCGAAGCAUAUCGAUGAAUUUCAGCUGGCCACCAAACGUAGUGGAAGCUCGUCCGAAAAUGAAGAGACAGCUACGUUCCCCGAAAAGGUCGUCAAUGAGGGUCUGAAUGGGUGCAGGAAGACCCUUGACAACACAGUCGUGAAACUGGGACAACACGAGAAGGAUUUGUUCUAUCGCUUGCUGGGAAAAUAA
This is a messenger RNA of Hirsutella rhossiliensis, 846 nucleotides long. RefSeq lists its product as uncharacterized. NCBI's taxonomy places the organism in Eukaryota, Fungi, Ascomycota, Sordariomycetes, Hypocreales, Ophiocordycipitaceae. The record is from RefSeq and is a predicted model, not a curated record. Bases 1 to 846 code for a protein of 281 amino acids. The transcript has 2 exons.